UGGGUUCAUUCAUGUUUCUGUUAUUGAAGGGAUCACAUCACAAAGUUGUUAUUGUUUAUGUUUUAAAUUGUAUCUCUUUUUGUUAAUUGUUUCUGUUUUAAUUCAAACCUAAUUACAUUAACUAUGGUUAAAUAGAAAACAAUCAGUGAAUUAAAUUGUUACCAUAGAAGCGGCGAAAAAAGAAAUGUUGAUAAUUAGUGUUUCUAUUGAUUAAUUUUCCUGGUUGAUCUUCACCUUAACCUUGUUUACUUUUUUUCUCCCUCUCUCAAUGUUAAACACAUUGACAAUUUUUUCUUAAUCUUUUCCACCAUUAACCUAACAUAGAUUGUCCUUCAAAUGUGUCCCGUUAUCCUUUUGACCUUUAUUUACUCUUUACUCUGUCUAUUUAUUCAAAUAGUUACUUCCCUUUCCGUAAAUUAUGGAAUCAAUGAGGUUAGAAUCAAAGAAGGUGAAUCGACACUCAUCAAUUUCACUCUAACCGAUAAAAUUCAUUCUACUUAUGCUGAUGGUCACCUUUACUAUCAAUUGAGAAUCAGUUCACCUCGUGUUGCUGACCUUAAGACCGAUGGGUCAAUGAAAAGAAUCACCUUGGAUAAAGCUUAUCUCAUCCCAGAUAAAAAUGGCUACUUCAAUUAUUCAUCGUCGGUCACAAUAGUUGGUAAACUAUUGGGACACACAAACCUUUUCCUUCAAUACAUUAAUCCAAAUGAUACUCAUUACACCAAUGGAUUAACAAGUGCUCUUAAAGAUAAUCCACCAUGUGCUCAAAAAGAUGAUGAACAUAUUUCAUCAUCAGCUGAAUCUUUAACCGUUAAUCUAAAUUCACUGGUUAAUGGUGAAAAUGUUGUUGACAAAACAAAUCAAUUAUCUAUUCUGGUCUCACUUAAACAUAGUAAAUUGGAAAAUGUAUUCACCCUUUCAGUCGUUUCCCUGGUUCUAUUGAAUUUCAUCAACAUGGGAUGUGCUGUUGAUCUGGUGGUCAUUCAAAGUGUCCUUAAGAAGCCAAUAGCACCUCUAAUUGGUUUAAUAUCUCAAUAUGUGGUCAUGCCUUUGACGGCGUGGAUAGUGGGCUAUUUUUUGCUCUCCGGUGAAGCUUAUUACUAUUGGUUUGGUUUAUUUGCCUUCGGAUGUUCACCCGGUGGAAAUGCCUCCAACAUGUGGACCCUUCUCCUCGGUGGUAACCUCAACCUCAGCCUCACCAUGACGUUCAUCAGCACCUUCGCCGCCUUAUUUAUGAUUCCUCUUUGGUUAUUUACUUUGGGAAUCUACGUUAAUGGUCCAAGUACAAUAAAUGUCCCUUAUAUAAAAAUCGUUCGGACAUUGGCCGCAAUGGCCUUUUUCCUAGGAAUCGGUCUUCUUUUCCAAAAAUAUCUUCCCAAAGUUUCCAAGAUCUGUAAACGGAUAUUGGCUCCUGUAUCUACAGCAAUGAUCAUAUUCAUAGUCAUAUUCAGCACUUACGUUUACUGGUCUAUGGUUAAACUAUUAACUUGGCGUAUCUUAAUCUCAGCGGGUCUCAAUGUUUGGGUCGGUUUUCUUAUUGGAUUUGUAUUUGCAGUUAUCUUUAGCUUUGAAAAAGCUGACCAAAUAGCCAUUGCCAUUGAAACUGGAGUCCAAAAUACAGGAAUAUCCAUCAUGCUGAUACGUUUAGCACUUAAACCACCCGAAAGCGAUUUAGCAACACUACUACCCGUCGCGGCUUCACUAAUGACACCGAUUCCAUUGAUGUUUCUCUGGAUAAUUAAACGAUGUUGCAAUUGUAAAGGAUCAAAAAAUGUCAUUUACAGUCCACCCGAAGAUGAAAUUAUCCAUAAGCAUCUUCGUACACCCCAAUCAGUAAAUGGCUUUAAUGCCGUUAAAAGUUUUUAACCAAUUGUUAACAAUUAAAAGAUAUAUAAUUAUUAAUAUUAAGUUAAUUUAGUUUAAAAAAAACCUACAGAUUAAAAACAAAGAAAGUAAUUUAAUUAUUUAGUAAGAUUUUAAA
This is a messenger RNA of Panonychus citri (citrus red mite), 1981 nucleotides long. Its product is annotated as hepatic sodium/bile acid cotransporter-like. The record is from RefSeq and is a predicted model, not a curated record. The transcript is spliced from 4 exons. Lineage: Eukaryota; Metazoa; Arthropoda; Arachnida; Trombidiformes; Tetranychidae. Gene Ontology annotation, cellular component: membrane. The coding region runs from base 337 to 1866 and encodes 509 amino acids.